Messenger RNA from Eublepharis macularius, 5569 nucleotides. RefSeq names its product protein phosphatase 6 regulatory subunit 2 (gene PPP6R2). Gene Ontology annotation, molecular function: protein phosphatase binding; protein phosphatase regulator activity. Bases 973 to 3666 code for a protein of 897 amino acids. Gene Ontology annotation, cellular component: nucleus; cytosol. The record is from RefSeq and is a predicted model, not a curated record. Lineage: Eukaryota; Metazoa; Chordata; Lepidosauria; Squamata; Eublepharidae. The transcript has 23 exons.
GAAUAAUUCGGUUUUGCGUCGUUUGCCGAAAGCCCGGAGGGCGGGGGCUCGGGUCCUGACCUCCUCCGGCAGGGUAGUCGGGGCCACCGCAGAGGAAGCCCGCGUGUGGGCGGCUGUGGACUUCGCCCGUGUGCAGGGCGGCGUCGGGAGCAAGCCCCGCUGAAGAGACCUGUGUGAGAUUCUGAGCAGACCUCCUUUGGAUGGUUCUUCUUGAGCUGAAUUACCCGGGCUGCCAUCCUGUGCACCCUUAACUGAGAGGCCAUCCCAGCCGGGUCAGCAGCACUUACUCCUGAGGAAACAGGCAUCGGAUUAUUGGCUGUACUCUCCUGAAAGUGUUUAUUGCGGGGCGUGUGCUUUGCUCUUUUAUCUUUAAGAUCGCUUUUGUGCCUGCCCUGGGACCCUGUUUUCUGGUUCAGAUUUUUAUGGCUGCUCUGUUCAUGCCUAGUGCAAAUUCUUCUGCGGAUGAAUUCACCCAUAAAUGCCUUCUGCUACAUCAGUGACUUGAGUUCGUUUGCUUAUAAUGUUUUCAUAUUUUUUAUUCCCUCAGAGAUUGAAUCAAGAGACGCUUUGGAUUAAAUGGCCCUUAUUCUCAAGGUGGCGAGCGUUGCCGGAGCUGGGAUCCAAAUGGGCCUGUGGAGGACAUCUUUCUGAAACAGCAUUGGGGCAAGGGGUAGGACCAGUGGUUCCAGUUUCUUCUUUUGAGGUUUGAGGAUACAUUCCUCAAGCUCAUUCCUCAAGCCACAAGCAAGCUUGGAGCUUCAGGGGGCGUUCCUGGGCCUGGAGCGGCUUUGGAAGCUGACUAACUUGCGGCCUGCCCUGUGCCCUCCAGCGCCAGCGCGGGACCUUGCGCCACACUUACACCUCCGCCCGGCCACCAAGCGUGCCUGCUGGCGGCGACCCAUCUGUGGUAGUGUGCCUCGGGCGGGCGCCGGCGAAGCAGGAGUUACAUCCAUGUAGGUCUGUGUCCUCACCAUGUUCUGGAAAUUUGAUCUGAAUACGACGUCACACGUUGACAAGCUGCUAGACAAGGAAGAUGUGACGCUACAAGAGCUAAUGGACGAAGAUGAUCUUCUCCAGGAGUGCAAAGCGCAGAACCGCAAGCUGGUGGACUUCCUGUGUCAGCAGCACUGCUUGGAGGAGCUGGUCAGCCUCGUCACUCAUGAGCCACCCUGGGACAUGGAUGAGAAGGUCCGCUUCAAGUAUCCCAACACGGCCUGCGAGCUGCUGACCUCUGACGUGCCACAGAUCAGUGACCGGCUUGGCGGGGAUGAGGCCUUACUGGACAUCCUCUGCGACUUCCUGCAUCAGGAGCCUCCGCUGAACCCUCUGCUUGCCAGUUUCUUCAGCAAGACCGUGAGCAACCUCGUCGCAAGGAAAGCCGAGCAGAUGAUUUUGUUUCUGAGAAAAAAAGUCAAGUUCAUUGACCUGGUGCUGAAACACAUCGAUGCCUCUGCCAUGAUGGACCUUCUCCUGCGACUCGUCAGCUGCGUGGAGCCAGCCCAGCUGCGGCAGGAAGUGCUGAAUUGGCUGAAUGAAGCGAAGGUCAUUCAGAGACUCGUGGAGCUGAUCUGUCCAAGCCAAGAAGAGGAUAGGCAGUCAAAUGCUUCUCAAGCCUUGUGUGAUCUCAUCCGGCUGAGCAGAGAUCAGAGCAACCAACUCCAGGAGGCGGCUGAGCCUGAUCCGCUCCUUGCAGUGUUGGAGUCGCAGGAGUGUGUGGAACAACUUUUGAAGAACAUGUUUGACGGGGAACAGACUGAAAGUUGCCUUGUGAAUGGCACUCAGGUUUUACUGACGUUGCUUGAGCCAAGGCGUGCUGGAAUGGAGGGGCUCGUGGAUUCUGUCUCUCAAGGGCUUGAAAGGUCUUACGCUGUCAGCAGCAGCAGCAGCAUCUUGACUGGCAUUGAGGCACGGCUGGAGGACUUCCAUCGCCUUUUGCUCAACCCUCCCAAGAGGAGCUCCAUCCUGACUACCGUUGGGGUCUUGGAAGAGCCACUGGGCAAUGCCCGCCUUCAUGGUGCUCGCCUGAUCGCUGCCCUUCUGCAGACUAACUCGGCUGGCAUCAACCAGGAGCUGUGCCGCCUGAACACCGUGGGCUUGUUGCUGGACUUGUUUUUUAAAUACACUUGGAAUAACUUUUUGCACUUCCAAGUGGAAUUGUGUAUAGCCGUUAUUUUGGCUCACUCUACAAAUGAAAGCGAAUCGGCCCCAAAAGCCACGGAGAAUGAGGCGGCACUGGAUGGGAGCGUGGCUUCGGAGGAUUUGGAAGUCCCAGGCAGCAGUCCUGAGAACAUCAUGGUGACACACUUAUUCCAGACAUGCUGCCUGGUUCAAAGGAUCCUGGAUGCCUGGGAGGCAAACGACAAAAUACAGGCAGAUGGUGGGAUGCGGAGAGGCCACAUGGGCCAUCUGACCCGAAUUGCCAAUGCUGUUGUGCAGAAUAUGGAGAAGGGCCCUGGUCAGAUCCAGAUCAGAGAGUUCAUUAGAGGGCUUCCUGAGGAUUGCAGAGGGCGGUGGGAGAGCUUUGUGGGGGAGACUCUGACAGAGGCUAAUCGGCGGAACACGGUGGACUUGUUCUCCUUCCAGGUGAGCACCCACCACUUGCAUCCUUCCAGCGAGGAUGAGGAUAUUGAGGCAGCCUUCCCCAACGAGCUCUCUCUUCAGCAGGCAUUCUCGGAGUACCAGAUUCAGCAGAUGACGGCCAACUUUGUGGAUCAGUUCGGCUUCAGUGACGAAGAGUUCGCUGACCAGGAUGACAAUAUCAAUGCACCAUUUGACAGGAUUGCGGAGAUCAGCUUCAAUAUCAGUGCAGAUGAUGACAGGCCCAGUGCCUCUCUGUUUGAAGCUUGCAACAGUGAACGAAUCCAGCAGUUCGAUGAUAAUGAAGAGGAGGAGGAAGAUAUUUGGGAGGAGAAAGAAAUAACCUAUACAACCCAGGUCAAGUCCAGGACACGGUUUGGAGUGUCUCAUGCCUCUGAGGGCUCUUCAGAAAGUGACUUACGGAAUGGCGAUCAUGGUGACCGUGGGGACUGGGAAGGAGGAGGGGAGGAGACAGGAGGAGAGGAGACAGGCCAGGCAUCUUUCUCGACUGCGGUCAGCACUGAGGACAACUGCAGCCUCUUUGAGCAGAAGAGCUCGGACUUCUCUUCUGAAGUAUCUGAGUGGACAGCUGUGUUUGAACCUGUAAGUGUCAAGCCUCCAGGAUCGUGCGUGGCCAUGGAUGUAGGAUCCAGUGCGUGGGGUUCAGCAGCCCCCGAUGUUAAGACUUCGGAGGAGAGGGGCUGGGCCACAUUUGCGGACUUCCAACCAUUCUGUUGCUCCGAGGCAGGCCCCAGGUGCAGUUCUCCUGUGGACACAGAGAGCAGCGAUUCGGAAGGAAACCCCAAGCAGAGCCAAGACAAGAACUUUAGUGCUGCCUCUCCUUGUGUUUGGAACAUCUGCGUGGCAAGGAAGGCACCUCUGGUAGCCUCGGACAGCAGCUCCUUUGGCGGCCCAGACAGCGAGGAAGAGGAAGAGAAAGAGAAAGAUGUUGUCACAGAAACGUUCAGCACAGGUUCAGGCCAGGAAAAAAUCCAACUGACCAUGGAUACUAAGAAUGAGAAGGCUGUUUACACCAGGAAAGGGGAGCUCCCGCCAGGAUCAGAGGCCGCCCUGAACGGUCCGGUGUGACCCAAGUGGCCAGAGUCGGCUGCCCUGAAGCUGGUCCAGCAGCUGCCUGGGAUGAGGCCCGAGGCCCGUUUCUGACACAGAACUUCCUUUUCGUGGUGGAUGCUGCCUUGGGGAGGGAGCCGUGAUGCUAAUUCUGCACCUGCCGCUCUGCUCUGAAGGACCUCCAGGGCCAGUGUGCAGCAGCGGUCGGCUGUGCUGCUUCCCCCUGCCUCCGAAAGGAGCCCCCAGUCCCUCCUGCAGAGCAACUCCUCUUCGGUUCUGCUCUUUGAGGGGUAGUCCGGCGUCAUGGCUUCUUUUUGGAGAACAGUGCCCAGUGCCCAUGAUGGGGCGUUCCAAGCGGACAGCACCUGACACCCUUUUGUACAGCAAUAACGCCUUGUGAAACAUUCUCUCUUGGGCUGAGGCAGAAGGGAGAGGGGUGGGGAGGGUUUCCCCAGCAAGGGACUGAAGGGUUAGGGUCCUCUUGCCCCGCUGCCUUUGUUUGUGGAGUGUUGUUUGUGGGGGUCUGCCCUGAGCACAACAUCCUGCCUUCAAGAAAUGGCUCCCUUCCUCCCAGAGCCAUUGGGUGGCACUUCUGCGAUGGCAUUCCUGGUGUUGGGCUUUGGAGGGUGGAAAGGAGAGAGGAGAGUGGCCACUCCACAAGACGACUGCGGGGGUGGCCAGGUGCCUAGGGUAUGGGAACGGGCUUCUGGAGAUGGGUCUCUUUGGAUUCUUUUGGCUUAUUUUGUUUCGUGGCGUUUGUGAUGGAUGCAGCAACUGCAACACUUUGCACUUUGUAUCUGAUCCUGCCUGGGUUCUGGAGGGAACGGUGCCAUAGAAAAUCCCUGCCAAAAGGACUCUUGAGAACCGGAGGCGCCCCUCGACAGGCUGGAACUGGCAGCUGUUGACCCCUCUUGCCACCCUGGGCGGGCCCUUCCUCAGCAGGACGCUCUGCCUCCAGGCGACGCUGCAGGAGGCUGGGGUUCCAUUGGCUGGCCUGUUCAGGAGCUGACGGAGGCCGCCCUUUUUUUGCAGAGCCCCAUGGAGGCCGACUGAUUGCCAGCGGCAGAACUAAGCUGGCCUUGGGGAAGGAAGCUGGGUUGGUUUCAGAGGGAGGGCUGCGGAAGCGAAGGCAGCUAAGAAGUGCGGCCUGCCUGCACCCCUGCCCACCCGUCUUCUGCCCUCCCUCGUCUUAGGAAUGCCUCCUUAAAUUGUAUGAUUACGGUACCUUUCACUCUACAGAUUCUGUGUGUCAAGUGAGGCUGUGCGGGCCUGAGAACGGCGGCUGAGGCUGACAGCGGCAGGUGUUCUCUGACCUGCUUCUGGAGUCGUUUGCCAGUCCAACUGGGUGGUCCCCUUCAGGACAAGGCAGCGAGAGCAGAAGAGUGCCUCGGUGUUCUGGAAGAGCUGGGCAGGGAGAGGAAAGGGAGGGAGGGCUCUAGGGCCCCUUGCUGCCCAUGCCGAGGAUGCAGGAUGGCCUUCCUGUGCUGGGGGGGCGGGGGGGGAAGCAUUUUCCUGAUUUCAUGGUGGGGUCAAAUUAAAACUGAGUUAAAACGUGUAAUCUUGUUGAGAGUUUUCAACAAAACUUAUUAAAAGUAAGCGUUUAUUAUAUACUCAAGAACGAGCUUCUAGCAGGUCCUGGUGUCAGUUACAUUAAACAUUAGUAGAUUUGCGGCAAAGGCUCCUCCCUUGAGCUGUGUUUGUUGGAGUUGGGGCCUGGUUACUUAGCCCUUCUCAGUUACUUGGAAGUUUAGGAUUUCAGUUUCUCUGUUCCUGGGCUAUGCAGGAGGGCAGAUUUCAGCACCAGGCAGGGUAAACAGUGAGCUCUGCUGAAGUUAAAGGGUCUUCACUUGCACGGAGCGAUUUCCCCCCCUUCUGUGGUAGGGGGUCUAGCUUCUUGGACUCCCUGACCUAUUUUCCACAA